AUGGGAACAAAAGAAGAUGAAAGCAUUGACCAGUCCAAUCCAGCCUUGGUCUUUGGAGUCUCGGGCGAGCAAGGUCGAUCAGUAGCCGAGGGGCUUGCCAAUGCAGGAUACGCUCCAGUCUAUGGAUUUACUUCCAACCGAGACGUCCUCAAUGACCAAUAUUUGUCCGACGCAUUGAAUUGUAUUCUUCUGGAGGGAAGCUUUGGAAAUCCCAAGCAAAUUGAAAAGGCGCUUGUUUCCACCCGGGCGAAAGCCAUCUUUGUCACAACAACAACACAACUGGCUACAGACGAACAUGCCGGGUUUCAAGCAUCCCGGGACGACGAAUGCGACUGCAUUAUUCAAUUCUUUGCAACGCUCAAGAAAGUGUAUGAUGAGGAUAAACUGGAAAGAACGGUUGUAUUUUCUACACAUGACAAUGUAGAAGCCUUGUGUCGCAAACACAAGGAAGCGACAGGUGAAGAUGCUAUCCUUCCUCAAGACGAUGGUUCAAUUGUCCCACAUUAUUCUGCCAAGGGGAGAGGUGGGGAAGAAGCGCUCAAGAUGCUGCAAGACACUGACGGAAUCAACUUGAUCUUGUUGUCUAUGCCAUUCUUCUAUAGCAACUUUUUGGGAUUCUUUGCCCCCCUACCGAAUCAAGGACGUACACAGUGGGAAUUGACGGCAGCCUUUGGUGAUGGAUCCACAAAAAUUGACAUGAUGGAUCCUGGAAAUUUGGGACGAUUGGUUGCGAGUCUCUGCAGUGAUGCUUCCAAGUAUAGAGGGAAAAUUUUAAAAGUCGCAGGAGAGCGCAUUUCGAUGGAUGAGAUUGCCGAAACCAUUGGAGAUUUGUUUGGAAAAGACGUCAUCUACAAUCCCCUCUUACCGGAAGAACUUGCAUCCAUGGACUUUAAAACAGCUCCAGCAAUGGCACAAAUGUGUCAAUUCUUGGCAUCCCCACUCUCUCAACCCCAUGAUUUGGAUUUGACCAAACAUUUAUUGGCACCUCGGGCUCCAACCUCAUUCUCGUCAUGGCUACUGGCCCACUCGGACGGUCCAGCAUUCACAAAGGUAGGAUUGGAUCAAGAUUCUCCAGAACUGACCAAAAUAUGUGUCUUUGGAGCCACAUCUAUAAGAGGUCAAAGUGUCAUCCAGGGUCUACUGAAGGAUGACAGAAAGUCAUAUCUCAUUCGCGCGACAACUAGGCAAGAUCCGAAGACAAGCUUGGUUGUGCAAGGGAUUGUAGCGCUGGACCCUAGUCGCAUUGAAUUUGUCCAAGCAAAUUACGAUGAUGUAGAAUCUUGUAGAACGGCAGUAGAGGGAAUGGACGGAGUUUUUAUGGUUGCUGAUCUCCGUGACAAUCGUGGGGAGCUCUUCAACACAGAAGAGCAUCAUGUCCACAACAUUAUUGACGCUUCUGAAGGAAAGGUGCAGCACUUGGUAUUUUCUGCCUUGGGCAGAAGCGAUGUUGCAAAGGAUGGAUUACCGCAGAAGGAUUUGCUAGAAUUCUCAUCAACGGCACAGAUUGCUGCUUACUCCAAGAGCAAGAAGCUUUCCUGUACAUUCAUCGUCAUGCCGUGCUUCCCUGGAGAUCAAUAUGAUAUUGUCCAGAGCCAAAAGGGCACUGAAAACGCCUUUAACGCCAUGCUUAAAAUUCCAUCUGCAAAUGGGAGUGUUGAAUAUUGCAUCAGUGUCAACGAACUGGGCCCUGCAGUGGCGGAUAUUUUUGACAGCUUUGAAGUCUUUUCAGGACAUGAGCUUGCGCUCUUGACCAACUUCGUGACUGUGGAGCAAGCCGAGGAAGUCAACGGGGCAAUCGAUUCAAAAGCGGAAUUCUCUAAGGGCAAAACGAGAGUCGAAGCAGACCACACAUACAUGAAGGAUCUUGGACAACUUUUUUCCAAAAUGAGCCAUUCCACCAUGAUUGCAGGCCGACACGAAACUGCAAAGACAUUGAACUUGAUUCCAAAUGCUCAAAACUUGAAAGGUUGGGUGGAGCAUAACAGCGAGAAUGUUGCAUUUAGAGAAAAGUUGGGAAUUAGAUGA
Messenger RNA from Cylindrotheca closterium, 2025 nucleotides. The record is from the annotation of a GenBank genome assembly. Lineage: Eukaryota; Bacillariophyta; Bacillariophyceae; Bacillariales; Bacillariaceae.